This is a messenger RNA of Trichosporon asahii var. asahii CBS 2479, 1758 nucleotides long. Its product is annotated as phosphomethylpyrimidine kinase. Gene Ontology annotation, biological process: thiamine biosynthetic process. Bases 1 to 1758 code for a protein of 585 amino acids. Gene Ontology annotation, cellular component: cytosol. The record is from RefSeq and is a predicted model, not a curated record. Gene Ontology annotation, molecular function: thiaminase activity; hydroxymethylpyrimidine kinase activity; phosphomethylpyrimidine kinase activity. NCBI's taxonomy places the organism in Eukaryota, Fungi, Basidiomycota, Tremellomycetes, Trichosporonales, Trichosporonaceae. The transcript has 4 exons.
AUGGCCUCUACCGCCAGCGUCACCGAGAACGUCAAGGCGAUGUUCGAGCAGGUUCCUCCCCCGCACGUCCUGACUGUUGCGGGUACCGGCGGCGGUGCCGGCAUCCAAGCGGACCUGAAGACGAUCACGGCUCUUGGUUGCUACGGCUCCAGUGUGCUGACGGCCGUGACGGCGCAAAACACGCUGGGCGUGCAGGGCGUGCAUGCGAUCCCGCCGUCGUUCGUCAUCUCGCAGCUGCAGAGCGUGUUCGACGACCUGCCCCCCGCCUCAGUCAAGUUUGGCAUGCUCGCCGGCGCGGACACGAUUCUCGAGCUGUCCCGUUUCUUCUCGGCGCUCAAGUCGCUGACGCCCUCGGCGCCGUAUCUGAUUCUGGACCCCGUCAUGGUGUCCACGUCCGGACACGAUCUGCUGAAGCAAGAAGCGACCAAGACGCUGCGCGACGAGCUCAUCCCCCUCGUCGACCUGCUGACGCCCAACAUCCCCGAAGCCGUUGUGCUCGCGGAGCGCACGGCCGAGAUCGAGGGUCUCGGGGACAUGAUUGCGCUCGCGCGCGAGCUGGCCCAGAAGGGCCCCGCCGUGCUCCUGAAGGGUGGACAUCUAGACCUCUCGGCGCGCGACGUGCGCCGCACAAAGCUCGAACAGGACACAAAGGUGUACCACCUCCGCCCCGACUCGCUCGUGUGCAGGGACUACGCGACGAGCCUCCAGCUCCCGGAUGCCGAGGAGGUGGUCGUCGACGUGCUCGCUGACAAGGGCGGGGUGAGGCUCUUCAUCGGCCCCAAGGUCAACUCGUCCUCGACGCACGGGACGGGGUGCACGCUCUCGGCCGCCCUGGCUGCGAACUAUGCCAAGCAGAGGGAGCGGGAGGAUCUCGAGGCUGAGGCGGAGCAGCAGAAGACGGACGGCGACGACGAGGGCAAGAAGAGGAAGCACCACAUCUCGGACGACACCAUCGCGGCCUCGAUCGCCUACGUCCAGGGCGCCAUUGCCGCCGCCUUCCCCAUGGGAGCCGGGCAUGGGCCGCUCAACCACGGCCAUCUCAGUAUGCAGCGCCCGCUGCCGCCGCCGACGACCGCGAAUCCGACGCCGUUCACGGACCACUUGAUCCGCUCCUGCGGCUCUCUGUGGGACGAGUACGUCCAGCACCCCUUCGUGGUGCAGUUGGGCCAGGGCACGCUCCCGCUCGACGCGUUCAAGCACUACAUCGUCCAGGACUGGCACUACCUGCGGCACUAUGCGCGCGUGCACGGCCUGGGCGCCUUCAAGGCGUCCGACUUUGACACGAUCCAGGCGUUCGCAGAGAUUGCACUGCACAUCGCAAAGGAGAGCGAGAUGCAUGUCGAGUACUGCAAGCAAUUCGGCAUCUCGCGCCCUCAGCUCGAGGCCGCGCCCGAAUCCACCGCCUGUUCCGCGUACGCGCGCUACAUGCUCGACGUCUCGUCGCAGGGCAACGUGCUCGACACGUACGUCGCCGUCCUCUCCUGCCUGAUCGGGUACGGCGAGGUGGGGCUGUGGCUCGCGAACCGCGUCGAGACGGGCGAAGCCACGCUCGAGGGCAACCCCUACAAGCGGUGGAUGGAGGAUUAUGCCGGCGAGGACUUUAUCGGCGCCGUGCGCAGGGGCAUCGCCAACCUCGAGCGGAGGGUUGCCGAGGACCCGCCUAGCGAGGCGCGCCUCGCACAGCUCACUGAGAUCUUUAGGGAGUGCGUCAAGCUCGAGCGCGAUUUCUGGCAGUCGGGCCUCGAGAUGAGUUACUAG